Lemur catta (Ring-tailed lemur) is the source of this 1311-nucleotide messenger RNA. RefSeq lists its product as uncharacterized. The record is from RefSeq and is a predicted model, not a curated record. Lineage: Eukaryota; Metazoa; Chordata; Mammalia; Primates; Lemuridae. The transcript is spliced from 4 exons. Bases 1 to 1035 code for a protein of 344 amino acids.
AUGUCCGAGGUUAUUCACCAUGUUCUUUCGGAACCUCCAAACUGGCAAACACGGACGAGGACAGAAACAUGGGUGAAGCUGGGGGAGAGGAGGAAGAACGGAGAGACUAGGCGGCCGCCCGCCGACCCGCGGACACCCUGCACCACCCUUGGGAGUUCUCGUUUGUUCCCCUCGUCCCUGGUACCCUCAAUACCGCAGAUGCUGGCAGGCAUCCUCCAGCCCCGGCAAAGAAUCGGUGCGGAGGAGUCGGGGGCGAUACCGAGGUGGAAGCUAGAGUAUGGAAUUAACCCGGCCUCUCUUCUAGUUCCAGGGGCUGAAGCAUCUCCCCUCCCUCUUCUCGUUCUCCCAGCCCUGACCGACCUGACAGCCUCUUCUGUCUCUUGCCAGUCCCCCCUGCCUCACUCUGGAACAGCCUGCCGCCUCCCUGGUCGCUGUCUCCGCUCUCAGCUCCGCAGUGGCCACAGUCGCCUGGCCAUCCCCCUCUCUGCACUCGCCUCAUUUCCCCUCCCGCCCCUCUCUGCUGGAGUGCUCUGGCGCCCACCCCUCGGUAACCGCGACCUUCGUGAACUUUGCAGACAGGGCUGUUUAUUUAGGUCACGCCGUGUGGAAGACAUACAAGAACCCGUUGCCCUGGGCACUGGCAGUGGCCCGCUACUGUGCAGCCCAGCACACAGUGAGAAGCCUUUCUCCUGCCCCAGUGUGGCGAGGGCACUGGCUGCCACUCCAGCCUGCAGCACCAGCAGCAGGACCACAGUGGGGACUGGCCCCACCACUGCGGCCAGUGCGGCAAGGGCUUCGGGCAGAGCUCAGGGCUGGUGCAGCACCAGCAAGUUCCCAGGGGCAACACUGCAGGCAGCUUCUGAUGCAACUCCAACCCGGCACAGCAGCACCAGGGCCACACCACGGAUAGGCCCUGCUGCUCUGGCCUCCGUGGCUGUGACUCCACUCAGAUUACCCAUCUGCCAUGACACCAGGCCUCUACAGUGCAGAGAGAGUGGAGUCAGAGCCCCUGUGGCAGCACCCCCACAACCCUGAAGCACUGGAGGAGGACAGAAGGGCAGCCUUGGUGACAGACGCCCUCCACCUGUGGGAGGCGUAACAGUGCACGGCUCCCGCCCCGCGCCCAGCCAGAGUGACUUUCAGAGCAGCCACAUGGGGUGGCCAGAGUGUCUCAGCUGGACCUACUUAAAGCUGGGAUGGCCAGGUCUACCUCGCUCUAGGCCAAAGUGCUGAUCUCUGAAGGAGCUCCCAGGCCUGGAAAAGACUUUUCUUAGAAAAGAAUCUGUAUGUGUGUGUGUGUGUGUGUGUGUG